Andrographis paniculata is the source of this 4749-nucleotide messenger RNA. Its product is annotated as cleavage and polyadenylation specificity factor subunit 1. Gene Ontology annotation, molecular function: nucleic acid binding; protein binding. Bases 147 to 4490 code for a protein of 1447 amino acids. The record is from RefSeq and is a predicted model, not a curated record. Gene Ontology annotation, cellular component: nucleus. Lineage: Eukaryota; Viridiplantae; Streptophyta; Magnoliopsida; Lamiales; Acanthaceae. The transcript has 26 exons.
UCAACGGUCAAUUGUACGGUUCGGUGAGAGUCACUCCAAAGCUCCAGUCCAGUCCCGUCCAGGGUUUAGAAGAGGGCUGAAAAAACCCUAAUCCCCAAAUUCUCUACCACCCAAUUCGCCUGCACUGCAACUUCAAUUGCCCAGACAUGAGCUUCGCGGCCUACAAGAUGAUGCAUUGGCCUACCGGCAUCGACCACUGCGCGUCGGGCUUCAUAGCGCAUUCCGCCGCCGAUUUCGCGCCAAGAAUCGCCCCGGCAGCCGUCGACGACCUGGAGUCGGAAUGGCCCGCAUCCAAGAAGCCAAUUGGCCCAAUCCCUAAUCUCAUUACGGCUGCUGCCAACGUUCUUGAAGUAUACACUGUUAGAAUCCAGGAGGAGUUUUCUUCUGCAACGGACUCCAGGGCUGCCGCGGAACCCAAGCGCGGAGGUGUUUUGGCCGGCAUUUCCGGCGCUUCUCUUGAGCUCGUCUGCCAUUACAGGUUGCACGGUAAUGUUGAGUCACUGGGGAUUUUACCUUCUGGAGGGGGUGAUGGGGGAAGGAAAAGAGAUUCUAUUAUAUUGACAUUUCGAGAUGCAAAAAUUUCAGUUUUGGAGUUUGAUGAUUCGAUACAUGGGCUUAGGACGAGUUCAAUGCACUGUUUUGAGGGUCCUGAUUGGCUGCAUUUGAAACGAGGCAGAGAAUGCUUUCCGAGAGGCCCUUUAGUAAAAGUUGAUCCAUUGGGGAGGUGUGCUGCAGUUCUCGUUUAUGGUUUGCAGCUGAUAGUACUUAAGGCAGCUGAGGCAAGUUCAGGUUUAGUUGGUGAGGACAGCUCUUUAAAUGCGGGUCCUGCUACUGCUUCUCGCAUUGAAUCGUCAUACAUUGUUGGGCUCCGGGAUCUUGACAUGAAGCAUGUGAAAGAUUUUAUCUUUUUGAAUGGUUACAUUGAGCCUGUUGUAGUAAUUCUACAUGAACAGGAGCUUACAUGGGCCGGUCGUGUCUCAUGGAAACAUCACACGUGUAUGAUAUCUGCACUCAGCAUCAAUACAACUCUAAAGCAGCAUCCACUCAUAUGGUCGGCAAUUAAUCUUCCUCAUGAUGCAUACAAACUCCUUGCUGUUCCAUCUCCCAUUGGUGGAGUUCUCGUAAUUUGUGCAAAUACAAUCCAUUACCAUAGUCAGUCAGCAUCAUGUGUCUUAGCAUUGAACAAUUUCGCAGUUCCUUUUGAUGGCAGUCAAGAAAUGCUUAGAUCAGGUUUCACUACAGAGCUUGAUGCUGCAAAUGCAACGUGGUUAGCAAGUGAUGUUGCUGUAUUUUCUUCAAAGUCCGGGGAGCUGCUUUUACUGACUCUUGUUUAUGAUGGGAGAAUGGUACAAAGACUUGAACUCUCCAAGUCAAGAGCUUCAGUACUUGCGUCGGAUAUAACUACAGUUGGAAAUUCACUAUUCUUCUUGGGCAGCCGUUUGGGUGAUAGUCUGCUCGUGCAAUAUAAUUCUGGAGUGGGAGCUUCGUCAAUGACUUCUGGUGUGAACGAAGAGGAUGAGGAUAUUGAGAGCGAUGCACCUUUGACAAAGAGGUUGCGAAGGUCUCCCUCUGAUGCAUUGCAGGAUUUAAUUGGUGGCGAGGAGCUUUCUUUCUAUGGCAGUGCUCAGAACAAUGCUCAGUCCCCUCAGAAAACAUUCACAUUUUCAGUGCGAGAUUCACUGCUAAAUGUGGGACCAAUGAAGGAUUUCUCAUAUGGGUUAAGACUUAAUGCUGAUCCUAAUGCUGCAGGAGUUGCAAAGCAAAGUAAUUAUGAAUUGGUAUGUUGUUCUGGUCAUGGAAAGAAUGGUGCUCUCUGUGUGCUCCAGCAAUCAAUCCGCCCUGAAACCAUAACUCAAGAAUCGUUGCCUGGUUGCAAAGGUAUUUGGACUGUGUACCACAAGAAUUCUCGUGGUGAUUCCAUAAAAGGAGCGGAUGAUGAAGAUGAAUAUCAUGCAUUCUUAAUUAUUAGUUUGGAAAAUCGUACAAUGGUUCUACAAACUGCUAGUAAUCUUGAGGAAGUGACUGAAAAUGUUGAUUACUAUGUUCAAGGAAGUACAAUUGCAGCAGGAAACUUGUUUGGAAGACGUCGAGUUAUCCAAGUGUUUGCUGGCGGUGCAAGGAUUCUUGAUGGUGGUUAUAUGACUCAGGAGGUGACUUUUAAAUCUUCCAAUCCAGAGUCAGGUGAAGCUGUUACUGUGUCAUCAGUUUCUUUUGCCGACCCUUAUGUGUUGUUGAGAAUGAGUAAUGGAAGCAUUCAGCUUAUUGUUGGAGAUACAUCAACAUGCCUUAUUUCCAUCACCAUUCCACCAUUAUUUGAAAGCCCAGAUAAGCUCGUAUCUGCCUGUACACUCUAUCAUGAUAAAGGACCAGAACCAUGGCUCCGUAAAACAAGUACUGACGCGUGGCUUUCUACUGGAAUUGGAGAAGCUAUUGAUGGUGCUGAUGGUGUGUUGCAUGACCAGGGUGACGUAUACUGUAUAGUGUGCUAUGAAAGUGGAAAUCUCGAGAUAUUUGAUGUGCCUAAUUUUAGCAGUGUUUUCAUAGUGGAUAAAUUUGUUUCUGGAAAGAGUAACAUUUCUGAUACUUUUUUCCAUGAUACACCAAACGAUCCAGUAAAACCUAUUAAAAAAGACCCUGAAGCUGCUGGGCAUGAUAGGAAGGAUGCAACUCAUAAUAUUAAGGUUGUUGAGUUGUCUAUGCAGCGAUGGGGACAGCAACAUAGUCGUCCCUUUCUUUUUGGAAUAUUGUCUGAUGGAAGCAUUCUUUGCUACCAUGCUUAUGCAUAUGAAGUUACAGAAAAUGUUUCCAAGGCUGAGGGUGUUGUUUCUUCUCAAAGCUCCCUUAACCUCAGCGGUGCGAGUGCAUCUAGGCUUAGGAAUUUACGCUUUUUCCGUGUUGUUUUGGACUCAUACACAAGAGAGGAGACACCUGCUGGUACCUCAUCACAGCGUUUAACUGUUUUCAAGAAUGUUGGUGGGUUGCAAGGUUUAUUCCUCUCUGGGUCAAGGCCAACUUGGAUUAUGAUGUUCAGGGAGCGGCUUCGAAUACAUCCACAGGUGUGUGAUGGUCCCAUAGUUGCCUUCACUGUUCUUCACAAUGUGAAUUGUAAUCAUGGAUUCAUAUAUAUUACAUCAGAGGGUGCGCUGAAAAUAUGCCAACUUCCAGCUCUUUCAUAUGACAACUAUUGGCCUGUACAAAAGAUAUCGCUGAAAGGGACUCCACAUCAAGUUACUUAUUUUGCUGAGAAGAACUUGUACCCUCUCAUAGUUUCUGUUCCAGUGCUCAAGCCACUCAAUCAGGUCCUUUCAUCUCUUGUUGAUCAUGAAGUUGGAAACCAAUUUGAGCAUGAUAAUUUGACUUCAGAAGGGACCUAUCCUGUGGAAGAAUUUGAGGUUCGGAUUAUGGAACCAGAAAGGUCAACUGGGCCAUGGCAAACUAGGGCUACUAUUCCAAUGCAAACUUCUGAAAAUGCUCUUACUGUGCGAGUGGUUUCAUUAUUUAAUACCACGACGCAAGCAAAUGAAACACUUUUGGCAAUUGGAACUGCGUAUGUGCAAGGAGAAGAUGUUGCAGCAAGAGGACGCAUUAUCCUAUAUUCUGUUGAGAGGAGCUCUGACAAUGUGAAAGCUAAGGUUACCGAGGUUUACUCCAAGGAGUUAAAAGGCGCCAUAUCAGCCCUUGCAUCACUCCAAGGUCAUCUGUUAAUAGCUUCAGGGCCUAAGAUUAUUCUACACAAGUGGACGGGCUCCGAGCUGAAUGGCGUUGCCUUCUAUGAUGUCCCGCCUCUCUAUGUUGUGAGCUUGAACAUUGUUAAAAAUUUUAUCCUCCUUGGAGAUAUCCACAAAAGCAUAUACUUCCUUAGUUGGAAGGAGCAGGUCUCUCAACUCAAUUUAUUAGCUAAGGAUUUUGGCUCACUUGAUUGUUUGGCAACCGAGUUUCUGAUCGAUGGAAGCACUCUGAGCCUUGUUGUCUCAGACGACCAGAAGAAUGUUCAGAUAUUUUACUAUGCUCCAAAAGUGUCGGAAAGCUGGAAGGGACAGAAACUUCUAUCGAGGGCCGAGUUCCAUGUUGGUGCGCACAUCACAAAGUUUCUGCGGCUGCAGCUACUUCCUACAUCUGCAGAUCGAACAGCUCCUGGCUCUGACAAGACAAAUCGCUUUGGCUUACUUUUUGGCACCCUCGAUGGCAGCAUUGGCUGCAUCGCACCUCUUGACGAGCUUACUUUUCGCCGGCUCCAGUCGCUGCAGAAAAAGCUUGUUGAUGCUGUUUCUCAUGUUGCUGGAUUAAAUCCAAGAUCCUUUCGUCACUUCAAUUCAAAUGGAAAGGCUCAUCGACCAGGACCUGACAGUAUUGUUGACUGCGAACUCCUGUCACGGUAUGAGAUACUCCCGCUGGAAGAACAAGUCGAGAUCGCCCACCAGAUUGGUACAACACGAACGCAGAUCGUAUCCAACUUGAAUGACCUCACUCUCAGCACGAGCUUCCUAUGAGCGCUAAAAUUUUGCACAAAAAGAUGGGGGGAUUCUUCGCCAAUGGCUUCUCCGGCGGCACCCGAGAUUUCGGUUUCGAAACCUAAAGGGAAUGAAUCUUGGAUUAUUGUUGUUAGUUGUUCUUGUGUUUGGUGUGUAGAUGCAAAUCAUUUGUUCAUGUAACUUAUUAGUGUUUUGGACUUUUUGCAAAUGGAAAUAUUUAUAUGAUCAUUUUCAUGGGAGCUUAGGAAGACAUUUAUAACGUAAAUUAUGACUGUUU